UACAGAGUAUAAAUACCUGCGGUUUUUCUGCUCAGAUACUUCACAACUGUUUCUUCGCAAUCUGUCGUUCUGUGGUUUUUCUGCUGAGGAACUUCACAACCGCUUCUUCGCAAUUAAGCAUUCGCUCAGUUAAUUUUUUUUGCUAAGUUACGCUUUUCUCCGUACUUUCGAAACCGCUUAAAGAAUGAGUAAUUUACACUAUAAAAAAGACGGUUCACUGGACAUGCGCUACUCGUCAUCGCGAGCCGCCGCCGCCAGCAGUUCCAGCAGUAGUACAGCGUAUCCAUCGUCUUCCAUAUCGGCACCCAGUCCCAGCUUCACAUCUACCAAUCCCAGCAGCAGUACAGCGUACCCAUCGUCCUCCGUGUCGGCACCCAGUCCCAGCUUCUCUUCCAACAUUUCCAUGCCCUCGUACCGCGAAUCUUCCGCCAGCAGUGAUCUGCACUACAAAAAAGACGGAAGUUUGGAUAUGCGGUACACUUCAUCGCGAGCCGCUUCAACCGAACCCAGUGUCGCUCGGGCAGUCCCGACGGCCAGUACAGCCAGCAGUGACCUUCACUAUAAAAAGGACGGGACGCUGGAUAUGCGGUACAACUCUUCGCAACAGGCGGCCAGCGUCAGCAGUCCCGUAGCUGCGGCGCCUGCUGAGCGGGAUGAUCGGCAUUAUAAGAAAGAUGGCUCGCUGGACAUGCGGUAUACUUCGUCGAAAUUAGCUAGUGUAGCGAAAGAUCGUAAUGGCGGUCUGCAUUACAAGAAGGACGGGACGCCGGACAUGCGAUAUACUAGUUCUAAGCAGGCGGCAAACAACAACCAUUCAGCUGGUUCCCAGCCUAACGCUGCGCUCGUUCCGGAAAAACUACACUACAAGAAGGACGGCACCCUGGACAUGCGCUACAAAUCCAGCCGUAACGCCCAACAAGAAGUGGAUAACUACAACGCCCACGCUCGGGAGGAGUAUCUAGAAAAUCUGAUGCAGGAAGCGGCGCUGCGGCGUUUGUGGCAGCAACAGCAGGCGGAAGUCAUCCAGAUUCCUCGUCAACCGGAAUACAUAACACCGGAACAUCUGGCGACCAUCCGGCAACAGUACACCCAGCUGGAACGGGGCGACAUUGACAGCAUUCGUCUGGACGAUGCCCGCGAGAUCCCGUAUACCGCUCUAAAGAUCACUGGUAAGAAACUCGGUUCCGGAGCGUUUGGCGACGUGGUCCUGGCGGAAUGGGGCAGUAUGCAGGUGGCGCUGAAGACACUGCGCCCGGAAGCGCAACCCAACCGCCGCGAGAGGCAGUUAUUCAUCCGGGAGAUCGCCAUCCUGGCGCAGUUAGGCAAGCAUCCCAAUCUGGUGGCGUUUCAUGGGUACUGUCUGGACCCGUUGAGCAUCGUGAUGGAAUACGUGGAGCUGGGGAAUCUGCAUAAUUUGCUGCAUAUUUGUGUGGAUCGCCAGGUGGAGCUGAAGAUCGCGGAUGGGCGGAUUAAGAAGAAUAUCAUCAUCGGGAUCGUGGAUGGGAUGAAAGCGCUGCACGAUGCCGGGAUCGUGCACGGGGAUUUGAAGCCGCAGAAUGUCCUGGUUGACCGGAAGUAUCAGGCGAAGAUCACAGAUUUCGGGCUGGCCAAUCUGCGUUACAAGGCAUCGUCGGUGGUGCACACGGAGAAAAGUCAGGAUUACGAGAUUAUCGGCGGCACUGCUGCUUAUAUGGCACCGGAAUCCAUGGACAGCACCAAGGAGUCUAAUUUCAGUCAGCCUAAGUUCAGCAGCGACGUCUACGCUUUUGGCAUCGUGCUGAACGAGCUGGCUACGGAGGAAGAGCCAUACGCUGAUCAGUACCGCAACUUUGCCGGUCAUGGUCCGUUCGCCGCUGUGAAAUUCGCCCAACAAGGCCGCCGACCACGCAUCGGAGAGAAGGUCCGCGCCGACCUCGUGGCGCUGAUUAAGAGCUGCUGGGACGCCAAGCCAGAGCGUCGUCCGACCUUUGCCAGCAUCCAGGAAACGGUUCGCGGCAAUCGCUUCCAGAUGCCCAACGGUCCCGGUCUGAACUGAAUUAUUCUCGGCCAUUCAGCAUACACCAGAUAUCUUCCAUCGGGCCUUAACGAUUCCCUGUAUUUGAUUAAAUUUACGACGUUUAGCGCAAAACAUUUGUUCAAUGUCGCACCGCAUUUCGCACGUUUUAUCACCGAUUAUUUUUCCGUAGGAGUACCGCUAAUACUGCAGAAUGCAGACCACAAUCAGUUGAUUAUGGUCUUACAUAGCCGUGGUAUCCGCAUUUCCAUAGCCGCUGUAUCCGUAUUCCACAUAGCCGUUGAAUCCGUAUUUCCAUAAUUAUAAUUCUAAGUUAUCCAGUCGACCUAAAGAACUGUUUCUUGUUUUGGCUUCGCUUUCUGACACUUAUUGAGCCAUUGAUUUAUUUGUCGUACUUGCUGCUAAAAUUAAUAAAAAAAUGUGGUGCCUGUGA
Paramacrobiotus metropolitanus is the source of this 2447-nucleotide messenger RNA. RefSeq lists its product as uncharacterized. Gene Ontology annotation, molecular function: protein kinase activity; ATP binding. The transcript is spliced from 3 exons. Gene Ontology annotation, biological process: protein phosphorylation. Lineage: Eukaryota; Metazoa; Tardigrada; Eutardigrada; Parachela; Macrobiotidae. The record is from RefSeq and is a predicted model, not a curated record. Bases 185 to 2035 code for a protein of 616 amino acids.